This is a messenger RNA of Fusarium keratoplasticum, 573 nucleotides long. RefSeq names its product CMD domain-containing protein. Gene Ontology annotation, molecular function: peroxiredoxin activity. The transcript has 3 exons. Lineage: Eukaryota; Fungi; Ascomycota; Sordariomycetes; Hypocreales; Nectriaceae. The coding region runs from base 1 to 573 and encodes 190 amino acids. The record is from RefSeq and is a predicted model, not a curated record.
AUGAGAAUCCCUUACGUACCCACCCCUCCCCCGACCAAGAACGAUGAAGAAGCUGCCAUUGUGAAGCGCAUCGAGGAGCGAAGGAACCCUCGCCCUCUUCAGUCUCUUGACCUUGCGCUCCUUCAUUCUCCUCCCGUGGCAGACGGAUGGAACUCGUUCCUCGGCGCUGUCCGUACAAAGACCUCGCUGAGCGACGACCUACGUGAGCUCGCCAUCUCACGCGUUGCCGUCUGCAACAAGGCCUGGUAUGAGUGGAAGCACCACGCCCCGCUGGCCGUGAAGGGCGGCGUAUCUGAGGCGGGACUCGAGGCUGUCAAGCAGGACACGCUGGGCGAGCGUCCAGCCGAGUUGUCGGAGAAGCAGUGGGCCGUGUUACUGUACACGGAUGAGAUGACGAGGAACGUGCAGGUCAAGGACGAGACGUUUGACCACUUAAAGAAGUUCUUCAACGAGCAGGAGAUUGUCGAGAUCACAGCAACGGUGGCUUGCUACAACUGUGUGAGCCGUUUCUUGGUGGCUCUCGAUGUCGGAGAAAGAAACGGUACCGGCCCCGAAGCUGUCUCUGGUCAUUGA